AUGGUGUUUGUCAAGUCUCAGAAAUCCAAGGCCUACUUCAAGAGGUUUCAAGUCAAGUUCAAGAGAAGAAGAGAGGGUAAGACUGAUUACAGAGCCAGGAUUCGUUUGAUUAAUCAGGACAAGAACAAAUACAAUACUCCCAAGUAUCGGUUUGUUGUUCGAUUUACAAACAAAGACAUUGUUGCUCAAAUUGUCUCUGCUAGCAUUGCCGGGGAUAUUGUUCUUGCCACAACUUAUGCGCACGAGCUUCCUCACUUUGGUCUUGAAGUAGGUCUUACCAACUAUGCUGCAGCCUAUUGCACUGGUCUUCUAUUGGCUCGCCGGGUUCUUAAAACUCUCGAAAUGGACGAGGAGUAUGAGGGAAAUGUAGAGGCUACUGGAGAAGAUUAUUCAGUUGAACCAGCUGAAUCCCGGAGGCCUUUCCGUGCUCUUCUUGAUGUUGGUUUGGUUAAGACCACAACCGGUAACCGCGUGUUUGGUGCACUCAAGGGAGCUUUGGAUGGAGGUUUGGAUAUUCCUCACAGCGACAAGAGGUUUGCUGGUUUUGACAAGGAGAAGAAGGAGCUUGAUGCUGAGAUUCACAGGAAGUAUAUCUUUGGUGGACAUGUUACUGCUUACAUGAAGACAUUGAUUGAAGACGAGCCAAAAAAAUAUCAAACUCACUUCAGUCAAUAUAUCAAGAAAGGGAUAGAAGCGGACGAAAUUGAGGAACUUUACAAGAAGGUUCAUGCUGCUAUUCGUGCAGACCCUUCAAUCAAAAAGUCUGGGAAGCAGCCACCAAAGGAACAUAAGAGGUACAACCUGAAGAAGCUCACUUAUGAUGAGAGAAGGGCAAAGUUGCUCAGUCACAUUAAAGCUACACACACCUUACAACAGUUUCGCAACCACAACUGGAGGCAUUGA
Molecule: messenger RNA, 903 nt
Organism: Lathyrus sativus (Indian pea)
Lineage: Eukaryota; Viridiplantae; Streptophyta; Magnoliopsida; Fabales; Fabaceae
Source: the annotation of a GenBank genome assembly